Molecule: messenger RNA, 750 nt
Organism: Papaver somniferum (opium poppy)
Lineage: Eukaryota; Viridiplantae; Streptophyta; Magnoliopsida; Ranunculales; Papaveraceae
Product: MLP-like protein 43
Exons: 2
Coding region: 62-541 (159 amino acids)
Biological process (GO): defense response
Source: RefSeq, a predicted model, not a curated record
AUGUAUAAUAAUAAUAAUAAUAAUAAUUUCUUCUGUUUAUUUACGUAACACUAUUGCUGUAAUGGCUCAAAUUCAUAAGCUUGAGGUUGAAGUUAAAGCUAAGUGCUGCGCAGAGAAGUUAUACGCUGUUAUGACCCGUGAUGCACCCAAGCUUCCUAAAUAUGCUCCUCAAAUAGUCCACGAUUGCCAAGUUGUUCCUGGAGAUUGUGAAGUUCGUGUAGGAAGUUUAUUUGUUUGGCACUAUGUACAGGACGAUAAACCUUCUGGCGUCAAGGCGAAAGAGAAGAUAACUGCAGUGGACCAUAAAAACAUGUCACUAACUUACACAGUUUUUGAAGGAGACCUCAAAAAUGAUUACGCAAGUUUUGCUACCACACUUACAACCACUCCAACACAGAAGGAUGGAAGCUACAAUUGCCUUGUUAACUGGUCAGUACAAUAUGAGAAAGCAAAUGCAGAUGUGCCUGAUCCAACAUACUUCAUGAAAUUACUGGAAGAUUUUACCAAGGAAGUGGAUACCAAUUUGCUCAAGGAAGAGUAGACAAAUUUGAUCUGCCUAGAUUCUAUCUAUAUAAGUGUGUGUUUGUUCUGUGAUGCCUGUUGCAUGAAGGUACGUGAUUGCUGAAAUUGAUGUUUAAAUAUAUUAGACAUCAAAAUAAAUUUAAGGGUUAAGUGGUAAAAUGCUCCAAAAUCGACCCUAAGGUUGUGAAAAUGCCCCGGACGUUAGUGAAAAGAUUGAAAUGCCCCAAA